Messenger RNA from Amphibalanus amphitrite, 834 nucleotides. RefSeq lists its product as uncharacterized. NCBI's taxonomy places the organism in Eukaryota, Metazoa, Arthropoda, Thecostraca, Balanomorpha, Balanidae. The record is from RefSeq and is a predicted model, not a curated record. Bases 1 to 834 code for a protein of 277 amino acids. The transcript has a single exon.
AUGCCUGGCCCAGAGGAGGUGGAGACUACGGCUCCAGCGGCUUCAGCUCGAGCCCCUGCCACGCUGCGCCUCCCUCCAUUCUCUGCAUCAGAGCCAGAGCUGUGGCUUCUGCAGGUGCAGUUUGCGUUUGACGCAGCUGGCAUCUCUGACGACCUGGCUCGCUUCCGGAUCCUGGCCGCCAACCUGCCCAUGGAGGUGGCACGAGAUGUGAAGGACAAGCUGAUGACCAACCAGCCCUCGUAUGCCUGCCUCACUAAGGCACUGAAGGACAGGAUGAUGGAGACCCGGGCCGAGCGACUUCAGAAGCUCCUCCAACACCAGCACCUCGGAGACCAGAAGCCAUCACAGCUCCUCCGCAGAAUGAAGGCAGAGCUGGGCUCAGAUGGUGCAGACGACAGCAUCCUGAGGCAGCUGUUCCUCAACCGCUUGUCGCCUGUCACCAGGGCUGCUGUCGCCAUCCUGCCAGAUGAUGCCCGCCUGGAAGAUGUCGCCACUGCUGCAGACCGCUUCCUGCAAGCACAGCGGGACACGGAGAACAGCCCGUUGGCUGCACUCUCCACUGGAUCUGCCCCGGCUCAGGAGGCUGAAGGGACAGCCACCCUCGCCUCCCUCCAGACCACGAUCGCUGCCCUGACAGCAUCAGUGGCGCGACUGGACGCAUCUUUGCAGGCGCGGCCACGAGAAGGUGCUGCUGCUGCCAGCCCACCGCCCUUCCGCCGGAACCGCAGCCGAUCCAGAAGCCGCAACCAGGCGUGCUUCUACCAUGCGAAGUUCGGUGCUGCUGCCCGCAAAUGCAAGCCACCAUGUUCCUUUGCGGGAAACUCUCAGGCCUGA